UUGGAACAUAACAUUAACUCGUCAAACCACCAUGGAAGGACGAGUUUUCUCUGCUCAGAACCCUACUUAUCUUCUUCUUCUCCUUCAUAUUUUCCUGCUUGCUUUGCUUCCAUUCAAAGCCAUUUCAUCACCAAAAACACAGGCAGAAGCUUUGCUAAGUUGGAAGAACACCUUUGAUUUUUCUUAUGCACCAUCUUCUCUCCCUUCAUGGUCCCUCACUAACCUCAACAAUCUUUGCAACUGGACUGCCAUUGUUUGUGACCACAGCAGCACACAAGUUUCCCAAAUUGACCUCUCCUACUUCGACAUCUAUGCAACACUAACCCAUUUCAACUUCACCCCAUUUCUCAAUCUCACCCAAUUCAACCUAUCUGGCAACAAUUUCACAGGACCUAUACCAUCAGCCAUUGGCAACCUCUCCAAGCUCACAACUUUGGACUUGGGCCACAACUUCUUCAGUGGAGAAAUACCUGUGGAGAUAGGCAUGUUGACUGAGCUUAAAUACCUUGAUCUUAGAGAGAAUUCCUUAAACUCUUCAAUCCCUUCUGAGCUUGGUCUUUGUACCAACCUCGCCUACUUGGACCUGGCUUCCAAUUCCCUUGAAGGGAAAAUUCCAUCCUCUAUAGGCCAACUCAAAGAACUUCAGUACCUUGAGCUUAGAGAGAAUUCCUUAAACUCUUCAAUCCCUUCUGAGCUUGGUCUUUGUACCAACCUCACCUACUUGAACCUGAUUUCCAAUCACCUUGAGGGGAAAAUUCCACCUUCUAUAGGCCAACUGAGGGAACUUCAGUACCUUGAUCUUCACAUGAAUUCCCUAGACUCUUCAAUCCCUUCUGAGCUUGGUCUUUGUACCAACCUCACCUACUUGAACCUGAUUUCCAAUCACCUUGAGGGGAAAAUUCCACCUUCUAUAGGCCAACUGAGGGAACUUCAGUACCUUGAUCUUCACAUGAAUUCCCUAGACUCUUCAAUCCCUUCUGAGCUUGGUCUUUGUACCAACCUCACCUACUUGAACCUGAUUUCCAAUCACCUUGAGGGGAAAAUUCCACCUUCUAUAGGCCAACUGAGGGAACUUCAGUACCUUGAUCUUCACAUGAAUUCCCUAGACUCUUCAAUCCCUUCUGAGCUUGGUCUUUGUACCAACCUCACCUACUUGAACCUGAUUUCCAAUCACCUUGAGGGGAAAAUUCCACCUUCUAUAGGCCAACUGAGGGAACUUCAGUACCUUGAUCUUCACAUGAAUUCCCUAGACUCUUCAAUCCCUUCUGAGCUUGGUCUUUGUACCAACCUCACCUACUUGAACCUGGCUUCCAAUUCCCUUGAAGGGAAAAUUCCAUCCUCUAUAGGCCAACUCGGAGAGCUCCGGCACCUUGAUCUUCAAAACAAUUCCUUAAACUCUUCAAUCCCAUCUGAGCUUGGUCUUUGUACCAACCUCACCUACUUGGCCCUGACUUCCAAUAAACUCAGUGGGGAACUGCCUCUGUCCUUGUCCAAUCUGAACAACAUCACCCAUCUGAGUUUAUUUGCUAAUCGGUUUACCGGACCACUCUUGCCUUCUUUGCUCUCCAAUUGGACCAAAGUGGCCCAUUUGCUACUUCAACACAACAGCUUCAGUGGGAAUAUUCCACCAGAAAUAGGAAGAUUAUCAAAUUUGAUUGACUUGGAUCUUUCGAGAAACCAGUUCUCUGGGUCAAUUCCUCUAACACUAUGGAAACUUCGAAAUAUUCUGAGCUUAAAUCUUUCCUACAACAAUCUCAAUGGCCCAUUCCCGGAGAAUAUUGAUUUCCCAUUCCCGGAGAAUAUUGAUUUGUCUAAUAACAAUUUCACACAGGCAGAAGCUUUUUUAAGUUGGAAGAUCACCUUUGCUUCUGCACCACCUUCUCUCACUUCAUGGUCCCCCACUAACCUCAACAAUCUUUGCAACUGGACUGCCAUUGUUUGUGACCACAGCAGCAAACAAGUUUCCCAAAUUGACCUCUCCAACUUCAACAUCUCUGCAACACUAACCCGUUUCAGCUUCACCCCAUUUCUCAAUCUCACCCAAUUCAACCUAUCUGGCAACAAUUUCACAGGACCUAUACCAUCAGCCAUUGGCAACCUCUCCAAGCUCACAACUUUGGACUUGGGCCACAACUUAUUCAGUCAAGAAAUACCUGUGGAGAUAGGCAUGUUAACAGAGCUCAGGUAUCUGAGUUUCUACAACAACGGUCUUAGUGGUACUAUUCCCUAUCAGCUCAGCAAUCUCCAAAAGGUACAGUUUUUGAUUCUUGGAGCAAACUACUUAUUAGAAAAUCCUGACUGGUCUAAAUUUUCAGGCAUGCCUUCUUUGACAUACCUUGAUUUUUCUCUAAACAGUUUUAAUUCAGAAUUCCCAGAAUUUAUAUCUAAAUGUUUGAACUUGACAUUCCUUGACUUGUCUGGAAAUUUCUUUACUGGCCAAAUACCAGAACAAGUAUUUACCAAUCUGGGCAAGCUUGAAUAUCUCAAUCUCACCAACAACCAAUUCCAAGGACCACUGCCAUCAAACUUUCCCAAGCUUAAACACCUUCAUUUAGCACAAAACAACUUCGGUGGUGCUAUUCCUGAAGAUAUUGGUUUAAUAUCUGGUCUUCAGCGUAUUGACUUGGCUUGGAAUUCCCUUGAAGGGCCAAUUCCACCUUCUAUAGGCCAACUCAGAGAGCUUCAGUACCUUGAUCUUCACAAGAAUUCCUUAAACUCUUCAAUCCCAUCUGAGCUUGGUCUUUGUACCAGCCUCACCUACUUGGAUCUUUCGAGUAACCAGCUCUCUGGGUCAAUUCCUUUAACACUCAGCAAACUUCCAUUUAUUCAGAGCUUAAAUCUUUCUAACAAUCUCAAUGGCCCAUUCCCGCUCAUGAAGAAUUUUGAUUUGUCUAAUAACAAUUUCACAUGGGAAUUCCAAAAAGACCCCGACAAUACUUUUGUUGGAAACUCUGGCUUGUGUGGAGAUGCCAGGGGACUAACUAGAGCGUGCAAUUCCAACAUAAAUAACAACAAAGUUAUAAUUGGUGUCCUUGUGCCUGUUUGUGGUUUAUUAGUGGUUGCAACUGCGAUUGCUCUGAUUCUUAUGUUCCAUAAGAAAACCAGGCGUGUUCUUAAGAAAGUCAAUAGUGCUCAAAACUUUGAGAAUUUUGAGUCAAUGAUAUUGCAAGAAGAAGUAAAAUUUACGUUUGGGGAAGUUGUAAAGGCCAUAGACAAUUUUCAUGAGAAGUACUGUAUUGGAACAGGAGGAUUUGGAAGAGUAUACAAGGCAGAGUUGCUAUCAGGUCAAGUUGUCGCAGUUAAGAGGCUUAACACGUCAGACUCUAACGACAUUCCAGCAAUCAAUCUCCAAAGUUUCGAGAAUGAAAUCCGAACUCUGACAAAUGUCAGGCAUAGGAAUAUCAUUCGGCUAUAUGGGUUCUGUUCAAGGAAGGGAUGCAUCUUCUUGCUCUAUGAAUAUUUAGAGAGAGGCAGCUUGGGAAAGGCAUUGUAUGGGGUUGAUGGGGUAACUGAACUUGGAUGGGCUACAAGGGUCAAAGUUGUGAAAGGAUUAGCUCAUGCACUUUCUUACUUGCACCAUGACUGCUCUCCACCAAUUGUGCACCGUGAUGUAACUGUGAACAAUGUAUUGCUCGAGUCAGAUUUCGAAGCCCGACUUUCUGAUUUUGGAACAGCAAGACUGAUUAGUGCCAAUUCAUCCAACUGGACCCAUAUUGUUGGCUCAUUUGGUUACAUGGCCCCAGAGCUUGCAUUGACAAUGCGAGUCACAGAUAAGUGUGAUGUGUACAGCUUUGGAGUGGUGGCACUGGAAGUGAUGAUGGGAAGGCACCCAGGGGAUCUGCUAGAAUCCCAGCUAUCAGAAUCAUCAAAAUCAAUGAAGGAGAACAAUACAGAGUUGCUUUUGAAGGAUUUGUUAGACCAAAGGCUGGAGGCUCCAAACAAUGAAUUGGCAAAGGCAGUGGUGCUUGUGAUGAGUUUAGCCUUGGGUUGUAUACGUACGCGUCCCGGGUCUCGACCUACAAUGCUUUAUGUAGCACAAAAACUAUCAGCUCAUAGUCUGCCUUCCCUUCCUGAACCAUUUGGCAUGCUAACCAUCAACAAGCUGAUGGGGAUAUAAAACUAGAAGGAAAAAAAAUAAAACUAGUUGGAAAGCUUUCUGUGUGUAAGAGAAAUUCUUAAUUAUACCAUGUAUGUUAACAUUAACAUCUGCACCGUCCAUUCUAAAAAAAUAAAAAUCUGCACCUUCCUAAUUA
Molecule: messenger RNA, 4253 nt
Organism: Prunus avium (sweet cherry)
Lineage: Eukaryota; Viridiplantae; Streptophyta; Magnoliopsida; Rosales; Rosaceae
Biological process (GO): protein phosphorylation
Molecular function (GO): protein binding; ATP binding; protein kinase activity
Source: RefSeq, a predicted model, not a curated record